UGCACAAACACAACAUGGCACCUGCUGGUCGGGGUGUUGUUUUGCUUGCACUCUCACUGCUUUACGUAUAUCGACCGGCUUUUUCAUCGGAAUUUUUCUCCACGCUCACUUUCUUCAACAGUGAUCUGCAGAAGCAUGGAUGUAGCUCCCACUCUGACUGGGAAGAUUACACAGCGGAAUGUGAGUCUUCCAUUUUGAAAUUUGAUGAUGACCCAGACUGUAAAAAUGGAGGAAAUCCACCCUGUGCGUCAGUUUUUUCCCUGGAUACCGAAAAGAUUCUGAGCCAAGCAAAGCUUUUGGCAGAACAAAAGAGGUUACCUUUUGCUAUUGACAACCAGAAUACAAAUGAAGAGUUGGCAAUUGGUUAUGUGCUGAUUGGAAGUGGUUUGUAUGAUGAAGCAAUACAACAUUUUUCAUCACUCUUGCAGGGAGAUCCAGCGUUGGUUAGUGCUAUUUAUGGAAGAGGGAUUGCAUAUGGAAAGAAAGGUCUGCAGGAUAUUAAAAAUGCUGAUCUGGCUCUGUUUGAGCUGAGUCGAGUUAUUACUCUUGCACCAAAUCAACCAGAGGUGUUUGAGCAGCGAGCAGAGAUUCUGUCUCCGUUGGGGCGAACCAGUGAAGCAUUAAGUGACCUGACCAAAGCCAUCCAGCUGCAUCCGUCUGCUCGACUUUACAGACACAGGGGUACUCUUAAAUUUAUCUCUGAGGAAUAUGAACUGGCCCAGCAGGAUUUCCAGCAGUCUCUGGAGUUAAAGAACAAUCAGCCAAUCACAAUGCUGUAUAAGGGCUAUACUUUAUUCCACCGGGGAAUGCUGAAGGAAGCUAUUGAAAUAUUCAAAGAAGCACUCAAGCUUAAAACAGAUUUCAUAGAUGCAUACAAAAGUCUCGGUCAGGCCUACAGGGAGCUUGGCGAUUUUGAAGCUGCCAUGGAAAGCUUUCAGAAGGCUUUGAUGUUAAAUCAGAAUCACAUUCAGUCUCUUCAGCUCAGAGGAAUGAUGCUUUACCAUCACGGCAGUCUGCAGGAAGCUUUAAGAAAUUUUAAGAGGUGUCUCCAACUUGAACCUUACCAUGAGGUUUGUCAGUACAUGAAAGGCCUUAGCCAUGUUGCCAUGGGUCAGUUUUAUGAAGGCAUUAAAGCUCAGACAAAAGUAAUGUUAAAUGACCCUUUGCCAGGCCAGAAGGCAAGCCCAGAAUAUCUCAAAGUAAAAUACCUCCGAGAAUACUCUCGCUAUUUGCAUGCACAUCUUGACACCCCAGUCACAGAAUACAAUGUAGAUGUGGAUCUUCCUGGAAACUUCAAGAACCACUGGGCUAAAAACCUUCCUUUUCUAAUUGAAGAGUAUGAGGAGCAGCCCGGAUUGCAGCCUCAUAUUAAGGAUGUUCUGCCUCAGAAUUUUGAAAGCUAUAACCCAGAAAUUCAGAAAGUGAUUUGCACGGCUGAUCACCUAGGUGCCCUUAUGCAAUAUGAUACACCAGGAUUCCUUCCCAAUCACAGAAUACACAGAGCCAUGGGACUAGCAACAUUAGAAGUGAUGCAGGCCAUUCAGCGAACAUGGAGUAAUUCCAAAGUCCGUGUCAAUGGCAAAACGAGACAAAUGCAGUGGAGAGAUAUGUUUGACGUUGCAGUUAAAUGGAGGAGGAUUGCAGACCCUGACCAGCCAGUGCUAUGGCUGGACCAGAUGCCAGCUAGAAGUCUCAGUCGAGGCUUUAACAAUCAUAUCAAUCUAAUCAGGGGACAAAUAAUCAAUAUACGUUAUUUGGCAUAUUUUGAUCAAAUCCUUAGCUUCAUCAAAGACAGGAUCCUUGUUUAUCACAGCGCCUAUAACCCAAGAGGACUUUCAGAAGUAAGACAGGCCUUGGAGGAUGUUAAUAAAGUUGAAGACCUUCUUCCCAUAAUGAAAUUUAACAGCAAAACCAGAGACGGAUUUACAGUGAACACAAAGGUACCCAGUUUAAACGAACCAGGAAAGGAGUAUGAUGGGUGUACAAUAACUAUUACAGGAGACAGAGUUGGAAACAUGUUGUUUUCUGUGGAAACACAGACAACAGAAGAAAGGACACAGCAGUAUCAGUGGGAGAUUGAAUCUGUGUACAAGGAUCUGACUACAAAAGGAAAGGCACUAAUGCUGUCUACUGAGCUUGGGGAUGCAGAUGCUGUAUGCAAUCUAAUCCUUUCGCUGGUGUAUUACUUUUAUAAUUUAAUGCCUCUCUCUAGAGGGUCCAGUGUGGUAGCUUAUUCUGUGGUUAUGGGUUCACUGAUGGCUAGUGGGAAGGAAGUAAUGGGAAGAAUACCCAAAGGAAAGCUGGCUGAUUUUGAAGCCAUGACAACAUCUAGCCCUGAGGCUUUUAGCAAAAUUGCAAAAAGCUGGAUGAAACUGAAGAGCCUUCCAGACUGGUACCAGAGUCUUCCAUCUGUAGCAGAAACAUUUCCAACAACAAGAACAAUGAUCGAGGUUCUGAACACAGACUCCACUUCUCAGUGCCCUAAAAAAUCCUAACAGUAGGUAACGCAGUAGUGAAGGACCAGUGUGUUACAUGCACUCUCUUCUCAGAGUCCACGGAGCUCCCAUCUCAUGGGAAAAUGUUAGACUCAGUAACAGGUAAUAGGAAAACCACUUGCCAUACAAUGGAUCAUCAGUGUACAUUUUAAGAAGGUAAAUUCACCCAUUCCUUCACUUUUUAAUGGUUCUACACACUCAUCCACAUCCAGUCAAUUACUAAAUUAUACGUUAUUAAACCUGAAUCAACUCUCUAUUCUGGUUCAGUCCAAUAUGAGGGCUUCCAUAUAUUCUGAGCACCAAGUGCAUCUAAAGGUAUUUUAGCCAUGGGUGCAAAGAAAUGAAUGUCCUUUGCUACUUUUUUAUAUGUUUUGAUAAAAAAAGGAAUACUUGAAAAAACAGAGGUUUGAGUUUCUCUGCUCUAAAACAAUUCUAGUAGGUACAUUAAAAAAUGGCGGUCUUUGCCACAUUGGAGGUUUCCCUAAUUGUUUUGCAACACUGACAAAAACAGAACACCCUUACAAGGAGUGCCCUCAAGUACAAUCAUUUCUGCAUUUGCACUUCAAACACUGUAUCCUUUUUUUUUUGUAUGUUUUGAAUUAGGAAAUAUGCCACUAACAUGGAACAUGUUCAGGGAUUAUGUUUUACUGUAAACAGGACAACACAACGUGCAGCUGUUUCUUCAUAAUGCUGUUUUCGGGGGUGAAGGAAACACAAAAUGACAACAUCAGUUAUCUCAAGUAGUACUUGUGCAUUUUUUUAUUUAAAUGCUAUUAUUCAAAUCAGUGUCAUCACUGUUUGGCAGAGAAUUUGCAUUGUGCGAGUUCACAUCAUUUUACAGGCAGUACUGUUUUCUGAACAAAUUAAUGUAGUUACGAAAAUAACAGUUUGUCAUCGGCCUUGUACCUUAUUGUGUGGGGGGGGGGGGGGGGGGGGGGGGGGGGGGGGGGGGAUCGUUUUAAGAGAGUCUUCAUUUGUGGUCAAUAAAAUGUUUGACAAUUUUUGUUACUGUCUUUUUUUAUUACGGGAAAUAAUUAAGUCAUUACAAAAUGAUUUACAAAACUCAAAAUAAGCUUUUAAGUGGUUUGUUUUUUUAAAUACUUCCAACAUUUUAGAGUAAUUUUGCUAAAUGACCAACCAACUAUAGUAGUCAAAGAAUAUGAGGGAACAUAGAUUUGGAAAUGUAACAAGUUAGCACUUAAAAAUGGCAAACAUGAAAUUGAGUUAAAGUGUUUUUUUGCACCCUGACAAAGGCACUAAUGUGUCGAAAUAUUGGCGAUGUUUUCAGUCUCGUGAAUUUGCACCUUGUCUAUUUCGAUGUGUGGACACUUUUUUUUUUUCUUUAAAAACCACAUUCUGAACAUGAUAUCUGGCUGUUAGUUUGCAACCAUGGAUUUUCUGUAAUCAAACAUGAAUGACAUUGAAGCAUUAUUCUGUCUGCACAGGGCUGAAGAAGACUGAUUCCAGACUCUCAAAAUAGUUUACAGUAUGUACAGCUUGAGGUUUGCAGUCCUUCGGAGUAGUUCUGGGUUCUGAUGCUCCCAUACUGAGUUUAUAUAAUUUUCUUCUACAUGGCUUUGAACUUGCUUUAAGCUUGUCUGGAUAGUUCUACCCUACUAGGACUGAAAUACUAACUUAUUCCAUUCAAACCGUAUGACCUUUCUAUUGGCUCAACCUACAAUAUCUACAGAGGGUAAGUCGGCAGGAUCAACCAAGUUGAAGGGACAUUUUGUCACAUGGAUUUAGAAGUGUGUUUAGUGCUAGACAGUCAAGAUGACCAGCCAAGCUCACAGACAGAAAAAAAAGCUUUGCAUCACCCUAUAGAAUUAACACAUUUUGCUUAAUCAAGUAAAGUGAAACCUGCUGGUAAUGUUAUGGAAACAUUUUAUUACAUAACGCUUUGUAAUUUAACACACACUUAACAAAAAAUUGAAAAAUGUGACAUUUUUAAAUCUAGCAUGAAA
Polyodon spathula (Mississippi paddlefish) is the source of this 4459-nucleotide messenger RNA. RefSeq names its product tetratricopeptide repeat protein 13-like. The record is from RefSeq and is a predicted model, not a curated record. Gene Ontology annotation, molecular function: protein binding. NCBI's taxonomy places the organism in Eukaryota, Metazoa, Chordata, Actinopteri, Acipenseriformes, Polyodontidae. Bases 15 to 2495 code for a protein of 826 amino acids. The transcript is spliced from 23 exons.